AUACCGGCUUACGGCUCACGGCUCACGGUUGUUCGCUCGGACGAUCCUGCUCACAGCGUUCGCGGUGCUGCACGGUGUUCGUUCUGUUCCUGCUGACCGAUUAACACCCUCGUCCCUAUUCCAAUUUCUCGCGACAGCGUUUAACGGCGUAUAACGGCGUACUAAGGACAGAAAGAGAUAAAGCAAGAAAGCAAACAUGUGCGACGAGGAAGUUGCCGCGCUCGUAGUCGACAAUGGUUCCGGUAUGUGCAAGGCUGGCUUCGCCGGGGAUGAUGCUCCCCGCGCCGUCUUUCCCUCGAUUGUCGGCAGGCCACGCCACCAGGGUGUCAUGGUUGGUAUGGGACAGAAGGACUCUUACGUCGGUGACGAGGCUCAAUCCAAGAGGGGUAUCUUGACGCUCAAGUAUCCGAUCGAACACGGCAUCGUUACCAACUGGGACGACAUGGAGAAGAUCUGGCAUCACACAUUCUAUAACGAACUGCGAGUAGCUCCGGAAGAACAUCCGGUUCUCCUUACCGAGGCACCUUUGAAUCCCAAGGCUAAUCGCGAAAAGAUGACACAAAUUAUGUUCGAGACGUUCAACACCCCCGCCAUGUACGUGGCGAUUCAAGCUGUACUAUCGCUCUACGCGUCCGGUCGUACCACCGGUAUCGUGCUGGAUUCGGGCGAUGGUGUUUCUCAUACCGUACCGAUUUACGAGGGAUACGCCCUGCCACACGCUAUCCUCCGUUUGGAUUUAGCAGGCCGCGAUUUGACCGACUAUCUCAUGAAGAUUCUCACGGAGAGAGGAUAUUCCUUCACUACUACCGCCGAACGAGAAAUUGUUCGCGACAUCAAGGAGAAACUUUGCUACGUCGCGCUCGACUUUGAACAGGAAAUGGCCACAGCGGCCUCUUCCUCCAGUUUGGAGAAGAGUUACGAGCUUCCCGAUGGUCAGGUCAUCACUAUAGGUAACGAACGAUUCCGUUGCCCCGAGGCUCUCUUCCAACCCUCCUUCCUAGGCAUGGAAGCUUGUGGCAUUCACGAGACUACGUACAACUCGAUCAUGAAGUGCGACGUCGACAUCCGUAAGGAUCUGUAUGCCAAUACUGUUCUAUCCGGCGGUACCACCAUGUAUCCUGGCAUAGCCGACAGAAUGCAAAAGGAGAUCACUGCCUUAGCUCCGUCUACUAUGAAGAUUAAGAUUAUUGCCCCACCCGAGAGGAAAUAUUCUGUAUGGAUCGGUGGAUCGAUUCUCGCCUCGCUUUCUACCUUCCAACAGAUGUGGAUCUCGAAGCAGGAGUACGACGAGUCCGGACCCUCCAUCGUCCACAGGAAGUGCUUCUAAACGCGUUCUCGAUCACAUUUACUAUCAUUCCCCGAUCCCUGAGACUUUGAGAAAUGAGAGAGAGAGAGAGAGAGAGAGAGCGAGAGAGAGAGAGAGAGGGGCUUUUGUCUAUGAAAGCAGGCGGACGUAACAUCAACUUCCGCGACGAUUGCCCUUUGGUUCCUUCGGGGCAAAGGUAGCUUCUUUCAAUUCGGAUGUACGUGUUUAAGAUACGCGUUGAGGUAAACGUCUCCGAUUAAACGAGAGGAGAGACAGAGAGAGAGAGAGAGAGAGAAUGAAAGAAAGAAAGAAAGAAAGAGAGGAGCUUACGAUAUAUCGCCCUCCUUCCGCGAUUGUUCCUCGGUCUUGGCGGUAAUCCAAAAUAAAUCGACGGCUCAUUCUUGCUCGUUUUAAACGUGGCCAUUUUCCAUCGUUUUUCAUCUAUUCGACAUAACGAUCUUAAACAUGUGCCCCGAUUUCUGAAUACCUUUUUCUACCUUAUAGUAUCGAGUCCUUUGUAUUAUAUAUUUGAAUAAAACUUGUGUCUCUAUACGGUAGCAUUUAGCCAAACAUUCCUCCCGAGACAUUCUUCUCUCAAUGCGAGAGUAAAAAAACGCUUCUUUUUUUUGUUAGACUCUCCCGUAAACAUCGUACGCGUAAACCUCGAUUGCCGGUUUUCUUCGAGAAUUCGAGCAAGAAACGUUCACGCGGAUAACUACAAUUUCUGUCGCGGGAAGAACCGUUGAUUGAUGAUACUCUUCUCGUGGAUAGAGACGGCAGAGUUCGGAUAUGAUGGCAAUCAACGUCGAUCAAUGCAUUCCGAUCAUGUACGGUAUUUUUAAGAGAUGCUUGCGUCAAAACUGAACAUACAUUGUACGUCAUUCCGCGCAGAGACGAACCUCUGAGACUUCUUACCUGUUUUCAUUCCGUUUUCCAUUACAAUUUGCCUAUCGUUGAGGGAAAAUAUGGCCUCCCCCCCUCUUUUUUCUUUCUUUUUCCUUUUUUUUUUUACACGAUGGGGUAAACCGCUGAUCCGGAAAGGUUCUACCAACGUUCGCUAAAAUAAACGGAAAAAUGAUAG
Messenger RNA from Trachymyrmex septentrionalis, 2387 nucleotides. RefSeq names its product actin-5C (gene Arp1). The record is from RefSeq and is a predicted model, not a curated record. The coding region runs from base 197 to 1327 and encodes 376 amino acids. The transcript is spliced from 2 exons. NCBI's taxonomy places the organism in Eukaryota, Metazoa, Arthropoda, Insecta, Hymenoptera, Formicidae. Gene Ontology annotation, biological process: mitotic cytokinesis.